This is a messenger RNA of Zasmidium cellare ATCC 36951, 2292 nucleotides long. Its product is annotated as glycoside hydrolase family 3 protein. The transcript is spliced from 3 exons. Bases 1 to 2292 code for a protein of 763 amino acids. Gene Ontology annotation, molecular function: alpha-L-arabinofuranosidase activity; xylan 1,4-beta-xylosidase activity. The record is from RefSeq and is a predicted model, not a curated record. Lineage: Eukaryota; Fungi; Ascomycota; Dothideomycetes; Mycosphaerellales; Mycosphaerellaceae. Gene Ontology annotation, cellular component: plant-type cell wall. Gene Ontology annotation, biological process: xylan catabolic process; arabinan catabolic process.
AUGCCUCCAUUUGCGGUUCCUCUGCAAUCGAUCCUUCCUGUGGUCUCCGGCCGAGUCAGAGAGUUGCCCAACUGCGAAGUCGAACCCUUGAGCCAGAAUGGGAUCUGCAACAUGUCUCUCCCCAUUCAUGAACGAGCCUUCGCGCUGGUCGAUGCCAUGACCGCGGGAGAGAAGUUCAAUGCAACGUCUUCGUACCAGCCAAAUAUUGAUCGCCUUGGUUUGCCGCCUCUCUGGUUAUGGAAUGAAGGCCUUCACGGAGUCGCCAGUAGCGUUGGGGUGAUCUUCGAGCCCAAUGGCAGCUACUCCUACGCAACGUCUUUCCCUCAACCUAUUCUCAUGGCAGCAGCGUUUGAUGAUGACCUGAUCCAUGAAGUCGCCGAGACCAUCAGUACCGAGAUGAGAGCUUUUAGCAACGGCGGACAUGCUGGUCUUGGAGUAUUCACGCCCAACAUCAAUCCAUUCAAAGAUCCCCGUUGGGGCAGAGGAAAAGAAACCCCUGGAGAAGAUCCAUUCCGGGUCUCAUCCUACACCCGAGCUCUACUGUCAGGAUUAGAAACAAGUGACGUUUCUGAAGUGAAGAAGAUGGUUGCCACUUGCAAGCACUACGGAGCCUACGAUCUGGAGUACUGGCACGACACAAACCGCUUCAUUUUCGACGCCAAAGUCACGACGCAGGACCUGGCCAAUUACUACAUGCCGUCUUUCGAGGCAUGUGCCCGUGACAUGCAAGCUGGAUCCGUCAUGUGCUCGUACAAUGCUGUGAACGGGAUUCCCAGCUGUGUCGAUGAAUGGCUCCUUACGGCCCUUUUGAAGAUGCACUGGGGUUGGAACGCCUCUGACCAUUUCGUAACGGGUGACUGCUUCACUCUAGAUGCUGUCUUCAAAGGUCACAACUUCACAGAUACCGCCGAAGAGACUGCCGCUGCUGCAAUCAAGGCAGGUACCGACAACGACUGUGGAGCGUUCUAUCCAACGUUCCUGCCAAAUGCCACUAGUCAAGGACUGGUGGACAUGGAAUCUAUCGACCGCGCAAUUGCUCGUGCUUACGGAGCAAUGAUCAAAGUCGGAUAUUUUGACCCCCCUUCCCAGGACCCAUACCGCUCUAUCAACUGGACGGGCGUGAACACCAACAAAGCACAAGGCUUAGCUCGCAGGGCUGCCAGUGCCGGUAUGACUCUUCUCAAGAACGUCAAUCACACUUUGCCAUUGAGAGGGAAGGACUCGGACGAGAAGUUGUCUCUUGCGCUUGUAGGGGACUGGGCAAAUGCAACGAAGCAAAUGCAAGGAGGCUACUCUGGAGUCGCCCCGUUCCUUCACUCUCCGUACGACGGUCUCCUGCAAGUCGAAGGGGUGGACGUCCAACUCGUGACAGAUAUCAACAACACGGCUCCUGCUCUGAAGGCAGCCCAAUCCAGCGACGUCAUCAUUUACGUCGGAGGGAUGGAUGAGCUCGUCGAAGCCGAAGGCUUGGAUCGCACAAGCAUUGCUUGGAACACUACCCAGACUGCCUUGAUCAAUGCUCUCGCCGACUUGGAGAAGCCUUUUGUGCUUGUCCAGACUGGAGGAGGUCAGCUCGACGAUAGUGCCUUCCUCUCCAAUCCUAGCGUUGGAGCCAUAUUGUGGGCUGGAUAUCCAGGCCAGGAUGGUGGCAAUGCCAUUGCAGACAUUCUGUUUGGCAAGGUUGCACCCGCAGGCCGUCUACCUGUCACACAGUAUCCGGCCAGCUACACUGAAGACAUUCCAAUGACCGAUAUGGCCCUACGUGCACACGCAAAUAGCCCCGGCCGAACGUACAAGUGGUACACAGGUGAGGCGGUGUUGCCAUAUGGCUAUGGACUCCACUACACGAACUUCAGCGUCAAGGCUUGGUCGAAGGGUCUCACAGGCCUCACUGUUAACCAGGUGGUCGAUAGCUGUGGCUGCAGCGAUAUCACACACAUCGACACAUGUAUCAUUGGAUACAUCCAAGUUGCGGUCUCUAAUACUGGCGAUGUGUGCUCCGACUACUCUGCACUCUCCUUUGUCUCUGGCGAGUUUGGACCUGCGCCUCGUCCUAUCAAGCAGUUGAUUGCCUACAAGCGUCUGAAGGACAUUGAGCCAGGCACUGUUGAGAUUGCGAGCAUGCCACUCACCCUGGGAGCACUGAGCCGUUGGGAUGAGGGUGGUCGACGGAUUUUCUAUCCUGGGACGUACCGUAUUGCCAUUGAUACGACCCCUGACAAAGCUAACUUCACCUUCGAAAUUACUGGGGAGGAGAGGGUCUUGGAGACUUGGCCAGAGCAGCGUCAGUGA